AGGUGCACAACCUUUUAUCCGAAGAUCCAAAUAACGAAAACCUCCGAAUAGCGACAUUUUUUCAGUCCUUGAAGAAAGGUCCUUGAAAACGUUCACCGAGGGCGGCCCGCAGAGGUGACAGCGGAACCUCCGGUCGGUCCUCGAAGAAAGGGGAACUAAAUCCCCAUUCAUAAAAGAGAAGAUUUACUUCCACGGAGAGGGUUUUCAUGUUUUAAAAAUUAUUUGCUAUAGAGGCUUUACCUUCUAAUUGGACACGGCCACCAUUCUGUAUCUACAAUAACAAGUUUGGAGCAUCAUCGAGCCCUGCAGUGUACGGAAGGUUGACAGAGUGUUUAUAUCAGACCUGGGCCAGUUUUGAAUCAUGAAGAUUACAAUGCAGUUAUUGAAAUCAUCGUCUGAAGAACCAUUGAAAUCUACGAAGUACCUCGAUAUAUCUGGAAACCACAUUCGUAUGAUCAAUGGACUCAGUUGCUGUACCAAUCUCCAGAUACUGAUCCUAGCAGACAAUGGGAUUACUGAACUGGAUAACGUAGAAUGCUGCCCGCAGCUUUGGAAAGUUGAUCUCAGCAACAAUCAGAUUAAGUGUUUGGAUGGAUUAAAACGAUUUAUUGCACUGGGAACACUGGACCUCUCCGGGAACCUUUUAACUUGGAAGGAACUUCAAAAGAUCCGUCACAUACAAAUACUGGACCUACGGUUGCAUGGGAACCCUGAGCUGCAGAAUGAUGUGCACUAUCGUAUGCAUGUGAUAGAUUCUCUUCCCAACGUCUGGAUGGCAGAUGGGAAUUUUGUCACUUCAAAAGAGAGAUUAUUGGUAUCUCGAUUCUUUCUGGCCUCUGCCUUAACUGGCAAUCCUGUUCGGAGCAAGAUGAACAUAAAGAUAUUUACUCCAACUGCCCAGAAGAAUCUUUUCCGGACCUGCCCUUACGGUGAAAGGACUCUGCACUUUAUGAAACAGUUUCCUUUGAAUGAACAACUAAAUUCAGAAUCUGAUCGUCGGCGAUUGAAGUACUUGGCCUACAACCUUCAGUCAGAUAUUGCAAUAGCAAUGAAAUAUACCAGCAGGUAUUGUUACAGUUAGACAUUUGCACUAGAAAUUAUGUAGUCCAGUUGGUUAGAACGUAGCCCAUUCUCUGAAUCUUGAACUUAAAUAUAUCUUGAGGAGAUUGAUAGACAAAUUCCAUCAGCAAACUUAGUUUAGUUUAGUUUAGAGAUACAGCAUGGAAACAGGCCCUUCGCCCUAAGGAGUCCGCACCGACCAGCGAUCACUGUACACUAGCACUAUCCUACACACUACAGACAAUUUUAUAAUGUUACUGUUUACUGAAGCAAGCUUACCUACAAACCUGUAUGUCUUUGGAAAGUGGGAGGAAACUGGAGUACCUGGGGAAAACCAGGUUGUCAUCAGGAGAACGUACAAACUCCAUACAGACAACGGCCGUAGUCAGGAUUGAACCCAGGUCUCUGGCUCUGUAAGGCAGAAACUCUACUGCUGCAUUACCGAAAAGGCAAAAUAAAUGAAAUUAGUUUAAGGUGAUUUCAUCCAAUUUUCUUGUGGACUCUGUCCAUUAUGUGUUUAAAAUUAUUUUUAAAUUAAUGGUUUCAUUCAGAGUCCAUACUUGAUGUUUGCUGAAAUUAAGGUACUUUUCUGGACAAUGUAAGUUGGUUCACCUCUCACAACUAUCAGGGGUUAUGGGGAGAAGGCAGGAGAAUGGGGUUCGGAAGGAGAGAUAGAUCAGCCAUGAUGGGCCGAAUGGGCUAAUUCUGCUCCUAUCCCUUAUGACCCGAUAACUGGUUCUUGAAGGUGUUAUUUUGAGAAGGAAAAGGUAGGUUCAUUGUUGUCAAUGAACAGUUAAAUAUUAAUGAGCCCAAAAUCUCUCAGUUCCUCCAUUCAAUUUGCUAACAGCAAACAUCUUUACACAAUUAGGUUUUGGAGUUUACGCGAGGUAAAUAAUUCCAAUGCCGAAUACAGCAGAGCUUUCCUUUCAAAACGUAAAACCAUUAAGGUACAAAAAUAAAAAGACAAAGAGUUGUCAAAAAGAACAGAGAAUGUCCAAAAAUGGACAUAAAGUACUGGAUUAAAGUGAUGGGUCAGGCAGUAUCUCUGGAGAACAUGGAUAGGCGAUGUUUCAGGACCUGAAAUGUCACCUAUCCAUGUUCCCUAAAGAUGCUGACUGACAUGUUGAGUUACUCCAGCACUUUGUGGCUUUUUUUUAACUAUAAACCAGCAUCUGCAUUUCCUUGUAUCUCUCUCUUAUUUAUGUUCUAACUAUAUUAGGCCCCCUAAUCUCUGCAAAUAUUUAACUGACAGUUUAUGUUCUUGUUAAAUAGCACAGAAGGAGCCAUGGAUGUUGAAGGUAAUAGGAAUACAACAUAAUGGUGUGGUAUUGAUGUUGUACCACUAGACGUCACUUGCUCACUUAGUAAAUACAUCAAGAUUUGAGUAUAAAGCAUACCAUAUGUACAGAGGGAUAACAUUGUCAGCAUACCUGCUUGGUUCCAUAAAAUACAAAAUUGGAUUGUUAAAUGUGACAGUUGAUUGGAAUCAUGGGUUUUGAAUCCAAAACUCACUCAUUUUCACACAGCAUUUAUUUCAGUAAUUAGUAAAAUAAGGUACGAGCCAUUCUUUGUUCUCUGAAGCAAGAGUAAGAACGAGCACAUUCCUCCUCAAAUGUACUUUGCAAUUUACUAUUAAAUGUGAUGUUAUCUCCUCAAAAGUAAAGAAUUGGAAAUUGAUGUUAUUUUCUAUUCAUUGAACGAAAGAUAAAUGUGGCUCUAGCAUUUUUCACUUGUUUAAACCACGAAGAUAAGUAAAGUGUGUGGAAAUGCAGACAUAGGAAAAAAGGCUCAGUCAACGACCAAAUUGCUUUAGUUGAAACCAAAUUGCAGUGAUAACGUUGGUGCUUAAUUUUUAAAUGUUCUCGUUGCUGCUGUGCAUGGAAGUAUCCGCUGUAGCUCCCGAACAAUGUUCAGCCUUUAAAGUCUGGGGAAAAACUCUACUUCUGUCUGUGGCUAAAGUUUCACUCGUGGCUCAGAGUUCUGUCACAGCAGCAACAAAAGCAAGCCUUGGCCCUUUGUCAGGGACAUGAUUUAUUUCUGGAGCCAGGAGCGUGUUUUGUAAAGCCUUCUAUUCUGCCAUACACAAUGCGCAGCCACUGAAUUUUAAUAGUAUGGCUUGAAGACAGACAUGUUUUCAAAAGGAAUAGGGCUUUGGGUCCCUCUGAAUCCCAGCCUAGAUGACUGACAGAGUUUAUACAGCGGGAUGAAUAGCACAUGGUCUGGUAGACCUUUUAUUCUGCCUGAAAGAAUAUUUACAGAAAGUUUUGCAAGCUUGUUGAAUUUUUUUUCUCUUUCCCCCCUCCCCACCCUGUGUUUAAGCCCUCUCCAUAAAUGGCUUUAUUUUCUUUCAUUGUCAAUGUUUUCUUGACUGUGAUUCAGUCAGAAGGAAGAUUACAGGGGUUUUUGGAUCCCAGUAGCAACUUAAAUGUGUGUUGUAAAGGAGAAUUUGGGGGGUGGGGAGCUGGAGGUUUUCUGGAGACCUUUGCUGAAAGCUUCCAAAAUUCAAACUUGUCCUACACAAUUGUUUUUGAGCUGCAGUACCUUUUACUUCAAAAGUAUUUGGGGGAGAUUCUGCCAUCAACAACGUUUGUCUAGUUUUUUUAUGGUUAAGCAAAGCUGAAUGUUACAGUAUGUCAGCCAUAAUUCCAUAAUUCCAUCAGUAUCUGAGUUUUAAUUUAUCCACAACUGAUGGGAUAUAAAGCUUAAACCUUUUAGGUUAUUAAGAAUGAACUAUGAAAUGUAAGAGUUCUGCGACAAGGUAAUGGCUGCAUCUAUCCCCUUUCUAAAAUGGCAGUGAGACAUAUGUUUAUGCACAGUUUAGUGCUAAUUGCCCUCAUUACCCAAUGCAGGAAUUAUAAACCACAAACUGUCGCACGAUGACAUGCCUUUUUUUUUGUGUGGAGAAAUGUCAAUGUUCCAGCAGAAUAGCC
Messenger RNA from Leucoraja erinaceus (little skate), 3989 nucleotides. RefSeq names its product protein phosphatase 1 regulatory subunit 42-like. The transcript has 9 exons. The record is from RefSeq and is a predicted model, not a curated record. NCBI's taxonomy places the organism in Eukaryota, Metazoa, Chordata, Chondrichthyes, Rajiformes, Rajidae. Gene Ontology annotation, molecular function: protein binding. Bases 362 to 1081 code for a protein of 239 amino acids.